AGUGUUAGACAGCAGAGCGGUAAAGAUGAUGUCUUGUAAAUUUCCUUUGACAGCAAACAAGAGAAUGAAGAACAGGGCGUUGAUAGUGUCUGUGGAGAACUUCUAUCCAGGUGCAGGUCUGAACAACAGGAACGGUGCGAAGAAAGACACCCGAAGACUUCACAAAAUCCUCAGCAAGCUCGGCUUCUCCGUGGACAUCAGAAUGGACAUCGCAGCAGAUGAGAUCUAUGAAGCAUUUAAAGCAGAGAGCAAGACGACGGUGAAAGACUGUUUUGUGGGUGUCAUAUCCAGUCAUGGUGAGGAGGGUGUUGUGUUUGGCGCUGACGGAUGUGCUGUGAAACUGGCCGAGAUCUACAGCUACUUUGGAGGCCCGUCGAUGGCAGACAAGAGCAAACUCUUUCUGAUCCAGGCUUGCCGAGGGUGUGAAUUGGAUGGAGGUGUGGAGGUGGAGGCAGAUUCUUCAUUCUCAGAGGAAGAGAACGGCAUGUCCGAGCUGUUUUCCAUUCCUAUUGACACAGCAGUCAUGUACGCCACAUCUCCAGGUUACGGUGCAUUCAUGCAUCCUCUUGGCUCAGAGUUGAUUCAAACCUUUUGUAAAUUGCUAGAAGAUGAAGGAGGUCCAGAUCUGGAGAUCACAAGACUCCUGACUCGAAUAAACUACCAGGUGGCCUACAACUUUGAAUCCAGAGGGAAAGUGUUGGGCGGCAAGAAGCAGAUGCCGUGUUUUGUGACCCGCUUUACCAGAGAGGCUUUCCCGUUCAGAAAGACGGCAGCAGCUGAAGAUUUGAGCUUGACGUUUGCAGCAAUGCAGCUUAUCGAUGAACCCAACAGAUCACGGAAGAGCUCCAUCAGCUGAACAGAGACUGACUGGGAAUAUGUGGAGAAACUGAUUCAUUUUAACUCUUCUAUAGCAUAAUGAAUCAAGUGACGUCAUGUCACGUAAAGUUUCAUGUCCAGCGGGACGUGAGUGGUUGGGAAAGUUGCAUAAUGUGGCAUGAUGUGCUUUUUUAGUGCUCCAUUUAUGUGUCAUGUAUUUUUGCUAUUGCUACCUCGUUAUGUAUAUAAUGUAUUCUCUAUAUACACUACUGUUCAAAAGUUUGAGGUCAUUCAAAUUUUUUAAUGAUCUUGAAAGAAGUCUCUCAUGCUGACCAAGGCUACAUUUAUUUGAUCAUUUAAAUAGCUGUUUUCA
This is a messenger RNA of Onychostoma macrolepis, 1189 nucleotides long. Its product is annotated as caspase-7-like. Gene Ontology annotation, biological process: proteolysis. Gene Ontology annotation, molecular function: cysteine-type endopeptidase activity. The record is from RefSeq and is a predicted model, not a curated record. The transcript has 4 exons. Bases 26 to 856 code for a protein of 276 amino acids. NCBI's taxonomy places the organism in Eukaryota, Metazoa, Chordata, Actinopteri, Cypriniformes, Cyprinidae.